This is a messenger RNA of Penicillium diatomitis, 1614 nucleotides long. RefSeq lists its product as uncharacterized. The transcript has a single exon. The record is from RefSeq and is a predicted model, not a curated record. Bases 1 to 1614 code for a protein of 537 amino acids. Lineage: Eukaryota; Fungi; Ascomycota; Eurotiomycetes; Eurotiales; Aspergillaceae.
AUGGGCAACGAUGCCCCCCAGAGUCGGCGGGGGGUCGCUGGCAGAGAUGCAUCGGCGCUGAACAUCCGACCUUCGACUCGCACAACACCUGCAUCAACCACCAAAACCUCCCAACCAAGGAUCACAAAACAUGCAGCGUCUUCGUCCAAGAAGAUGCGACGUCCUGGGCGUCCUUUCAAGAUGCCCAAGCAAGAUCUCCCCUCCCCACGAGCGUCCCAGGAAAUGCUCGCUGCCUCAGACAUUGACGUCUCCCAGACCUCAGUGACCCCGGAAGUCGCACCCCCGCAUGCCGCACCCACCCCGCGCUCCUUGUCGUUGCUCGAAGCAUUGCCAGUCGAGGUAAUCGAGAAGAUUUUCCUGUACUCGCUGAACCUGAAUCUCCCGCGCGCCUCAUCCGUCCUGGCCGCCGCACUGUCCCGCGAUCGGGUUUACAGUCUCCUCACGAUCCUCGCCUUCUGGGAUGACUCGUCGACCCACCCUCGCAGUGAAGCAAUGGAUCGCAUCCUCGCUCCCCUGGACUAUACUCCCCUCACCCUGAAUGAGCGGGGUCAAUUACAGCAAGCCGUCUUCCGGUGUCGAUGGUGUACGAUGGAGCGCAUACGUGACCAAGUUCCGACCAUCAUGAUUCUCACGAUCCAUCGUCAAUGGCUCAACAUGGGGGUGGAGAUGGAUGAAGAGACACAGCGCAAUUUGGACCGAUUCGUGAAUCGACACGACGAUACAGUCACGAGCUUCCGAGGACGAAAACACCCCCUCGAAGCCCCGGCGCUCACAAGUCAUCCCGAAAUGUUCUCCGGUCCACACAAUUACCGACUCGUGGUUCACCCCAUGACGAUGAUCGAGAUCCGCUCGGAGACCUUGCAAACUGCCAAGUACUGGCCUGCUCUGUCAAUCCUGAGGUUCCCCAAUCAUAUCCUCCGAGGACGCUUGACAGGAUUUACCGCGGAUGACGUGAUGUUCCUCGAAAUGCUUCGAAUGUGCUCGUACAACUUCGUUCCGCGUGCAUGGCAGGACGUGCCCGCGACCAUUACAACACUCAAUCGCACCGUGCUCCACCAGGGGGUCCGCAAAGCGAUCCUGACCCAAAAUUACAAUGCGCUGGUCUCUCUUCUCAAAUUAGACGAGUUCGUCUUCCGCUGCCACGAGUCCCGCCGAGACAAACUCGUCCAGUACACCAUUCCACCAGAUCACUUUGUAGCGGCGACGCGAGUCGGCCGGGACAACCCACAGUUGAACGUGGCCUUUUUCGAGGCGCUGGUGCGUGCGAGCGCAGAGUCCGUCCCCGCCGAUUCCUCCGAGAUACUGCGGUGGAUCAUGGAGAAUACGCGUCUUGCCCGGCGUGAUCCAUCGGCCUACCAUGAGGUAAACGGCCGGUUCGCUGGGUGGUUGGCAGAUUUUGUGCUCCGUUUGCCUGGGCUAAUGGAACACACGGCUGCAGUUCCGGAAGCGCAAUUGUUCCUGUUUGGGCAAUUGGAGGGAAGACCCGUGGAAGUGUGCCGGUUCAUUGAGGAGGUUCUUGCGCCCAGCCGUGAACCUUUUCUUAAUUGGACACCCGAAUCCCAAUUCAGUGUUGACGGGUGGUGGGUGAAGAUGGAUCAACAGACGAUCUCUUGA